Aspergillus ochraceoroseus IBT 24754 is the source of this 1792-nucleotide messenger RNA. RefSeq names its product CocE/NonD family hydrolase. The transcript is spliced from 3 exons. The record is from RefSeq and is a predicted model, not a curated record. Gene Ontology annotation, molecular function: dipeptidyl-peptidase activity. NCBI's taxonomy places the organism in Eukaryota, Fungi, Ascomycota, Eurotiomycetes, Eurotiales, Aspergillaceae. Bases 1 to 1788 code for a protein of 595 amino acids.
AUGCCGAAUCCAAUUCGAAACGACAUCACGACCGUGGAUGAGACCUCUUUUCCCUACAUCUUCGAGCAGAAUGCGACUAUCGUGCUCAAGGACGGAUCCGGCCUUGUCCGGUGUAAUAUCUAUCGUCCCAAGGGGGUGGGCAAAUCUCCGGUGCUGGUGACAUAUGGACCAUAUGGCAAAGAUAUCCCCUAUGCCGACUUCCAUCCCCAGUCAUUCAGCGAAGUCAACCCCGAGCACCACUCUACGCACUCGGCUUGGGAGACACCCGAUCCCGGAUUCUGGACUCAACAUGGGUAUGCGGUUGUGCGCGCAGACGAACGCGGCACGGGCCAGUCUCGGGGGAAAUUGGAUACCAUGUCGCGGGAGACCAGCGAGGCUUUCUCCGACGUCGUCGAAUGGGCCGCAGAGCAGCCGUGGUCUACAGGGAAGGUUGGUCUUCUCGGAAUCAGUUACUACGCUGGCAGUCAAUGGCGGGUCGGUGCACGGCAGCCAAAGGGUCUUGCCUGUAUGAUUCCUUGGGAAGGGAUGUCGGACUACUACCGCGACCGCUGUCGUCACGGAGGGAUUCUGUCGAACUCGUUUAUUAAGUUCUGGUGGGAUCGCCAGGUGGUGAGUAACCAGUACGGAUUGCCGGCGCGUGCAGCCCGAAACUGGGGCCCAGAUACUAUUGAAGGGGAUCUACCAGAGGAGGAGCUUGUUGCCAAUCGCCAGGACCAGACCAUUGACAACGUGGAUCACUGUUUCCGAGAUGAUCUCUACUAUGCUAGCAAGGAGUAUACUAUGACUGAUAUUCAGGUGCCUCUUCUCUCUGUCGCGAAUUGGGGUGGCAUUCUUCUGCAUCUGCGUGGAAAUGUUGAGGGGUACACGCAAGCAGGCAGUGAACUGAAGUACCUCCGAUUCAUCACCGGCCGCCAUGACCUCCCCUUCUACUACAAGGAAGAGGUGGAAGUUCAGCGCAGUUUCCUCGACGCUUUCCUCAAAGGCGAGGACCGCGUGGGAUGGGCGAAUGGCACCGCACCCAAGGUGGACAUGGUCCUGCGCAAGGGCGAUGUCGGAUUCAAUCACGCUGAGGCCGAGCGGCAAUUCCCCCGUCGUCAAGAGAGCGAGUGGCCCAUUGCUCGCACCCAGUACACCAAGUACUACUUGACAUCGAAGCAGGAGCUGGUGACCGGUCCGCCCCAGGAGCGGCCCAGCAAGAUCACAUACCGUGCUCUGGGAACCCUAGACACCCCCCAGGCUGUCCAGUUCACAACGCCUGGGUUUGGCGAAGAGACUGAAAUCACAGGCCACAUCGUCGCCCAUCUCCACGUGUCGAUGAGCCCCGUCGCUGGCUCUCCCACGCCUCGCGAUCUUGAUCUCUUUCUCACCCUGCGACACAUCUCCCCCGACGGGAAGGAGGUCUUCUACACGGGUACUGCUGGUGACCCCGUCCCGCUCUGCAAGGGCUGGCUACGCGUCAGUAUGCGCCAGGUGAACAAGGAUCAUGAACGCCACCGCGAAUGGCUCCCUCAGCGCGACUAUUACUCGACAGACGUGCUUCCAGUCAUUCCUGGCGAGGUGUACCCCGUGGACAUCGAGGUCUGGCCGACAAACGUGGUCGUCGAGAAGGGGGGCAAGAUUGUCCUCGAGGUCGCAUCGGGCGAUACCCAGGGCAGUGGAGUUUUCCAGCACAACUCUCCCAUUGACCGAUCCCCGGAGAAGCUUAAUGGACUGAACCAUAUCAACUUUGGACAUGGUGAUAACUACAUCACACUGCCUAUUAUCCCCUCGAAGCCAGUAUUGACAUAGAGAG